AGAGCAGCGAGAUCAGCGUCGCACUGUCAACCGAACGAAGUCUGGGCGUUUUCCCCGUGUCAAACCUUCAGAAAAAGUGACACAUUGCGAAAGACUGAGGUUCGCGUGCCUUUUUCAACUAUACCGGGAGACAAAAGGAAUCUGCUUCACCGACGACGAACUGAAAGCGAUCUCUGGGGACAUUCUACGUGUUCACAAACGCACUUUCAAAAUCACAUCUCAAGUAGCCUACUUUUAAGUUUACCGGACGCCUCGACCGUCUGGUAUGACUCUGUCGUGUCCCUGAUCAAGGCGCUUUUGGAAAGAUUUGGACACUUUGACUCAGGAUUCCUUGAGGCGGAAACUUUUCCGAGGAGGAAAGCAGCGCGGCAGCAACAGACGCAACAGGUUGAGCGGUUGAGUGGCGCCGGAGCGAUAAAACCAUGCCGAGCAACAGCCAAGACCUGCGCCCCAGAUUGUGUCUUCUCGACAAGGGGGAUAAUGGCUACGGGUUCCAUCUCCACGGCGAGAAAGGCAAAACGGGCCAGUUUAUUCGGUUAGUGGAGCCCGACUCCCCCUCGGAGGUCUCGGGGCUACGUGCAGGCGACAGACUCGUGUUCGUGAACGGCGAAAACGUGGAAAACGAGAGUCACCAGCAAGUCGUCUCGCGGAUACGGGCCACCGCAGGCAAGCUCGAGCUCAUCGUGGUCGACGUGGAGACCGAGCAGCUGUUGCGAAAGCACAACCUGCGAUGCCAGAAAGAGUUCGUCACGGAGGGCAUCCCGGUGCCCCCGUCCGACUCGCAGAACGGCGACGCGGAGGAGAAAGUCUCGAGCGCAUCGGAAAAUGGCACCCCGAGAGAGUCGACGCCGGUCCCUGACAACAACGGCGAGCUCGUGAUCCCGGAGGAGAAGGGGAAGAAGCUGAGUGUAAGCUCCGAGAAGGUAAGCAGGGUUUAGAAGGCACCACCGACGAC
Molecule: messenger RNA, 955 nt
Organism: Alosa sapidissima (American shad)
Lineage: Eukaryota; Metazoa; Chordata; Actinopteri; Clupeiformes; Clupeidae
Product: Na(+)/H(+) exchange regulatory cofactor NHE-RF2-like
Exons: 1
Coding region: 423-938 (171 amino acids)
Biological process (GO): protein localization to plasma membrane
Cellular component (GO): apical plasma membrane
Molecular function (GO): protein-membrane adaptor activity; protein binding
Source: RefSeq, a predicted model, not a curated record